Messenger RNA from Ochotona curzoniae (black-lipped pika), 2913 nucleotides. It is a transcript of the gene SYT14, whose product is annotated as synaptotagmin 14. The record is from RefSeq and is a predicted model, not a curated record. The transcript has 8 exons. Lineage: Eukaryota; Metazoa; Chordata; Mammalia; Lagomorpha; Ochotonidae. Bases 35 to 1702 code for a protein of 555 amino acids.
CCCCUCGGUUGGUGCGGUCCAUGGCGAGCUCAUCAUGGCGAUUGAAGGUGGAGAAAGAACCUGUGGAGUACAUGAACUUAUCUGUAUUAGAAAAGUAUCUCCAGAGGCAGUUGGAUUUUUGUCAGCUGUUGGGGUGUUUAUUAUCUUGAUGCUGCUCCUUUUUCUGUAUAUUAAUAAGAAGUUCUGUUUUGAAAAUGUUGGCGGGUUUCCAGAUCUUGGUUCAGAAUACAGUACAAAGAGGAACUCACAAGAUAAAAUUUAUCAUUCUUACCUGGACAAAGAUGAACAUGGUUCAUCCUCUGAAAGUGAAGAUGAAGCACUGGGUAAAUAUCAUGAGGCCUUAUCCAGAACACAUAAUUCUCGAUUGCCUCUGGCAGAUUCUAGACAAAAGAACUACGCUUGGGAGACAAGACAGAAGUACAGUCCCCUGUCUGCAGAAUAUGAUGGAUAUAGUAGUGAAGCAUCAGUAGAUGAAGGAAACUGCAUACAGAGAAUGAGAAGAACACCCCCCUUGGAUGAAUUGCAGCCACCACCAUAUCAUGAUGACAGUGGUUCUCCCCAUCUCUCAUGCACACCCUCAGAAAUCGGAGACAGUAAAUGUGAAUUUUCCCACUGCAGCAACAGUCCAAGACGUUCAUACCACAAGUGUCCAAGUGAAGGAAGCACAGGUCACGAAGUAGAAAGUUUUCCCAAUAAAGGAUAUGAAGAGGAUGUUCCAAGUGACAGCACUGCAGUCCUGAGCCCUGAAGAUCUGUCAGCUCAAGGAUCGUCUUCACAGCUUCCUAAGCCUUUCGAUCCUGAGCCAGAAGCUAAAUAUGGCACACUGGAUGUGACUUUUGACUAUGACUCACAAGAACAGAAGCUUCUGGUAACAGUGACAGCUGUCACAGACAUCCCAACAUAUAACAGGACAGGUGGCAACUCAUGGCAAGUACACCUUGUUCUUCUACCUAUAAAGAAACAGAGAGCGAAAACCAGCAUCCAGAGAGGACCAUGCCCUGUCUUCACAGAAACAUUCAAAUUUAAUCAUGUUGAAUCAGAGAUGAUUGGAAAUUAUGCAGUUCGGUUUAGACUGUAUGGUGUACAUCGCAUGAAAAAAGAAAAGAUUGUGGGGGAAAAGAUUUUUUAUUUAACAAAAUUGAAUCUUCAAGGGAAAAUGUCACUACCUGUGAUAUUGGAACCUUCUUACAAUCAUUCUGGCUGUGACUCCCAAAUGAGCAUGUCAGAGAUGUCCUGUAGUGGGAGUGCAUCCUCCUGUCAGUCUCUCGAACACGGCUCAGUUCCCGAAAUUCUCGUCGGCCUGCUUUAUAAUGCCACAACUGGAAGAUUAUCAGCAGAAGUGAUAAAAGGCAGCCACUUCAAAAACUUGGCAGCAAACAGACCACCCAAUACAUAUGUUAAGUUAACUCUGCUGAAUUCCAUGGGUCAAGAGAUGUCCAAAUGCAAGACAUCCAUCCGCAGAGGACAGCCCAACCCAGUAUAUAAGGAGACUUUUGUUUUUCAAGUGGCCCUGUUUCAACUUUCUGAUGUGACACUCAUACUUUCUGUGUAUAACAAACGCAGCAUGAAAAGAAAAGAGAUGAUAGGCUGGAUUUCUUUAGGUCUCAACAGCUCCGGAGAAGAGGAGCUCAAUCACUGGACUAAAAUGAAAGAGUCGAAAGGACAGCAAGUGUGUAGAUGGCAUGCGUUGCUAGAGUCGUGAUGGCUAGGACACCGCGCCGAUGACAGCCCAAGGCUGUGCGUGUUAUUUCUGAUUACCGUAUCUUGCUUUUUACCUAAUCAUCACUAGAAGAGCUGUACUCUGAAGAAGCAUAUUCAACGAUCUACCAAAAUGCUUUCAAUCCAAUGGAAAGAACAUCUAACACUGACAUUAAUGAAGAAAAAAAAUCUAUAUGGUAGAGCUUGUUUGGGAAACUGAGAACUGACACUGUUGUUGUUAAACUAACAGUCCUCCGGAUACAUGCCUUUGAUUUGAAGUUAGUUUUACUUUAGCAAAAUGAAAUUUUCAGUAUUUCUCAAAGUCAGAAUUUUGGUUGUAACAGUAUUUGAGUAUCACCCAUAACAUCCAUUAUAAUUGGUGUUUGUAAUGUGCUCUUGACAUGAAACAAUCAGUUCUCCAGCUACAUCGCAAGCUACAUCUAAUGAUGAAGGGUCGCAAUCACAUUGAAAACUUCUAUUUCAGCUACUUUCCUUUUGUGCACUUGGUUCUUUUAGUAACACUAAAUCCAAGUGCAUAUAAGUACUCAUUUUUGUGGAGUUUUCUGAAUGUGUCACUUUUUUUUUUCAGCUUCAUGUCUUCCUUUACUGCUUUUGCCUGAUCCAAAGAGACCCAGUCACUGUACUGGUCCCUUGCAAGUCUUUUAGACAGGUUGUACUGUAGAACUAUGUAACUUUCUGUUGAAAGCACUUCCUGUAUUCUUGUAUUCCAAUGUAGGAAGCUAAUAGAGCAGGCCUUUACUUUAAAAUUCCCUUCAGUAAUUAACUAUUUAAAACUAUAGUAAUUUGAAAAUACUUUUUCUUACAAAAUUAAAAAUACAGUAGAUAAGCUGUUAAAAGUUGAAAACAAUUCAAAUUAGAGAAGUGUCUGCUCUGAGUACUUAGUAACCAACACUGCAUAAAGCAGGUAGCACUCAGAAUGAGAAACUGUUCUCUCUAAAUCUUGACUUUUACUUCAAUUUGUAUUUGUGAUAUAAAGACUAUCAGUUCUCAGUUUGAUUCAGAACAUCCUGUUAACACUUCUGAGAUUCACAAAGUUUCUAGUACUUGUGAUGAGAUUUUAUGAAAUUUACAAACAACGUGCUUCUACGUGACGUCAUCCUGUGCCUUUCUUGUAAGCUAAAUUUGCUCAUACAGCUUGAAAGUUGUAUUUGCGAAAUUAGGCCUUCAAUUUUUAUAAAUAUAAAGAUUCCUCAG